GCAACGUCGGUUCGGAGCCGUCGUCGCUCCAGCAGCUCAGGCAGGGAGGGGACGGGUCCAGGCUGGUAACCGGGCUGGAACAGGGAUAACCUGCAUCCUCCCGUCUCUCCUCGGAUGCUCUGAUGGAGUGAACCGGCCGGAUAUGCGCUUUUAUUUCCCGUCUCCCUCGAUCAUGGAAACGGUUCAUCUGGCAGCCCAGUAAACCUUGAAGCCAAGGGGUCAGAAGUCGCUCACUAAAAACCCACAUCUGUCCCUUUCAUUCCUGCACCCCACUCCACCCUGUUCCCCAGUCCCUAAUCCACAUCUCCCUCACAACUUCCCCCGACAGAAUCCCUCCUUAUAAAAACCAGCAGCCGUACUUUUCAUGACGAGGAAGAAGCUCCUCAGCAGACCGUCCUAGUCCCCUCCUGUGAUAACUCCUCAGGCCUCACCAUGAUGUGCGAGGUGAUGCCCACCAUCUCAGAGGACGGCCGUGGAGGCGGCGGAGGCGGCGGCUCGUCCUCUCCAGCGGGGGGCGCAGGCGGGAUGGGAGGCUAUGGAAGCCGAGAUCCUCGCAGUGGCAGCGGCAGUGGAGGAGUAGGGGGAGGAGGAGGAAGUGAUGAAGGGGGAAGCUCCGGUAACUUGGAGUCGCUGAUGGUGAACAUGCUGACGGAGCGGGAGAGGCUGCUGGAGAGCCUGAGGGAGACGCAGGACAGCCUGGGGACGGCGCACCUUCGCCUGCGAGAGCUGGGCCACGAGAAGGAGUCCCUGCAGAGGCAGCUAUCCAUCGCCCUACCACAGGAGUUUGCAGUUCUGACCAAAGAGUUGAACCUUUGCCGGGAACAGCUGCUAGAGAGGGAAGAGGAGAUAGCCGAGCUGAAGGCAGAGCGAAACAACACACGGCUGCUCCUCGAACAUCUGGAGUGCCUGGUGGCCCGCCAUGAGCGCAGCCUGAGGAUGACUGUGGUGAAGAGGCUGACCCAGUCUCAAACCGGCGUCUCCAGCGAGGUGGAAGUCCUCAAAGCCCUCAAGUCGUUAUUCGAGCACCACAAAGCGCUGGAUGAGAAGGUGCGGGAACGGCUACGGGUGGCGCUGGAGCGCGUGGCCGUCCUAGAAGAAGAGCUGCAGUCUUCUUCCCAAGAGGUCGUGUCUUUGAAGGAACAAGUGAAGCGAAGGCAGCAAGGACUAGACAACGGCAAAGAGCGGCUUCCCAACGGACCGGCGUCCAUCUUGGAUGACGCCGACAUCGACCGGCAGAGAGAGGGCGAGAUCGAGCGGCAGAGAUCGGAGCUGGGGCAGCUGAAGGAGAGGCUGGCUCUCAUGUGCAGACAGGUUGGUGAGAUCGAGGAGCAGCUGACGUCGGCCAGGAGGGAGCUGGCCCGAUCCGAGGAGGCCAACCAGAAGCUGCAGCGGGACCUGAAGGAGGCGCUUUGUCAAAGGGAAGACAUGGAGGAGAGAAUCACCACGUUGGAGCGCAGGUACCUGAGCGCCCAGCGGGAGGCGACGUCUCUCCACGACAUAAAAGACAAGCUGGAGAACGAGUUGGCCAGCAAGGAGUCUCUGCACAGACAGAGCGAGGAGAAGAACCGGCAGCUGCAGGAGCGUCUGGACGACGCCAAGCAGAAGUUGCAGCAGACGCUGCAGCGGGCCGAGACGCUGCCGGAGAUCGAGGCGCAGCUGGCGCAGAGAGUGGCGGCGCUCAACAAGGCGGAGGAGCGUCAUGGCAACUUUGAGGAGCGGCUGCGACAGAUGGAGGCACAACUGGAGGAGAAGAACCAGGAGCUACAGAGAGCGAGGCAGAGGGAGCGGAUGAACGACGAACACAACAAGCGUCUCUCUGACACCGUGGACAAACUGCUGUCUGAGUCCAACGAGAGGCUGCAGCUCCACCUGAAGGAGAGGAUGGCCGCUCUGGAGGAGAAGAACGCCCUUUCUGAGGAACUGUCCAACAUGAAGAAGCUCCAAGACGAUCUGCUAGCAAACAAGGAUCAGCUGAUCGCAGAGCUGGAGCGUCUUCAGCUGGAGGUGGACCAGCUCAGAGCCCGACCCGGAGGCUCCUACUCCAGCCGCUCUCUGCCAGGCAGCGCCUUGGAGCUGAGGUAUUCCCAUGGAGGCGGGUCGCUCCCGGCCGGCUCCACAUCUCACCUGGAUCCCUUCUGUAAUGCCUCCGGCGGGGGGGUGGGCAGACGGAGCCACAGGGCCCGCUGGAGCACCGCCCAUGAGGACUCCAGCAAGUACCCAGACUGGGAGAGCGGGGCUUUGCUGGGAACCGGGUACGAGCAGAGCAUGGACGUGGGCUGCUCCGAUGACGAGGACGACGGGGAGCCGCGAUUCGAGCUGCUUUCCCCCAGCGGACAGACAGACGUGCAAACCCUGGCCAUCAUGCUGCAGAAACAGCUGGAGGCCAUCAAUAAGGAGAUCAAGCUGAUCCAGGAGGAGAAGGAGAACACGGAGCUGCGAGCUGAGGAAAUCGAGAGCCGGGUCAGCGUGGCGCUGGACAGCCCGCCCACUCAUCCCUCCUCUUUGGGCAGAGACGGCACUGGACGGGGCUUCAUCCCGUCAUCCAUCACCUCCUCCACCCUGGCCUCCCCGUCUCCCCCCAGCUCUGGACACUCCACCCCUCGCCUGCCUCACUCCCCGGCCCGCGAGACCGAUAGACAGAACAACAAAGAGGACGAUCGAUCUCUUGCUCUCCUCGACUCCACGCCUCCUCCGACUCCUCGCGCGCUGCGAUUGGACAGAAUGAACCUCACCCACCCGGGCGCCUUGCUCGACGACCCCCGGGAGUUUCGCAGCCUUUCUGCAGACGGCAGCAGCUCCAACAGCAGCCAGGAUUCUCUCCACAAGUCCAGCAAGAAGAAAAGCAUCAAGUCUUCCAUCGGUCGGCUUUUUGGGAAGAAGGAGAAGGGAAGGAUGGGCCAACCUGGGCGUGAUGAGUCUGCUUCUCUUGCGUCUACGCCCUCUGAAGACCUCGGAUCUGGAGACGCCAUGGGGAUAAACAAGACAGGAACUCUUGGUCCGGCAGAUAAAGACCGUCGCAGCAAAAAAAAACAUGAACUUCUGGAAGAAGCUUGUCGCCAAGGACUACCGUUUGCAUCUUGGGAUGGACCGACUGUUGUGUCUUGGUUAGAGCUGUGGGUCGGAAUGCCCGCCUGGUACGUCGCGGCGUGUCGCGCUAACGUAAAGAGCGGCGCCAUCAUGGCCAACCUGUCGGACACAGAGAUCCAGCGGGAGAUCGGCAUCAGUAACCCGCUCCACCGCCUCAAACUGCGCCUGGCCAUCCAGGAGAUGGUGUCCCUCACCAGCCCAUCUGCCCCAGCCAGCACUCGCUCAUCCACCAGCAACGUGUGGAUGACCCACGCAGAGAUGGAGUCCCUGAACGCCGCCACCAAGCCUCCGGCCAUAGUGUUGAGCAUCUCCCUGUUUCUACGUGAACUGCUUCAGACUAAUUACCCGUUCACUAACACACUGUUCCUCACUUUUGUCCUCUUUUCCUGCUGCUGCUGCUGCUGCUGUGACCUCUCCCUCUUUUGCUUCUCCUCAUUCAUCCCUCCAUCCGUCCACACUGCUUCUUCCCUUCCCUUUCCCCCCACCACUCCACUCGCUCCGUCUUCCUCUCUUUCUGCCUUGUCUUUUCUCUCGGCGUUGCAGGAACUGAAGGAGUUCAGCUGGGAUCAGAUUCUGGCCUACGGCGACAUGAAUCAUGAGUGGGUGGGCAACGACUGGCUGCCCAGCCUGGGCCUGCCCCAGUACCGCAGCUACUUCAUGGAGUCGCUGGUGGACGCCCGCAUGCUGGACCACCUGACCAAGAAGGAGCUGAGGGGGCAGCUCAAGAUGGUGGACAGCUUCCACAGGGUCAGCUUGCAUUACGGCAUCAUGUGCCUAAAGCGCCUGAAUUACGACCGAAAGGAGCUGGAGAGGAGGAGAGAGGACAGCGUCCACCAGAAUAAAGAUGUGAUGGUGUGGUCCAAUGAGCGCGUGAUGUGCUGGGUCCAGAGCAUCGGCCUGAAGGAGUACGCAGACAACCUGAGAGAGAGCGGCGUCCACGGCGCUCUGCUGGCUCUGGACGACACCUUUGACUACACCGACCUGGCCCUCCUGCUGCAGAUCCCCAACCAGAACACACAGGCCAGACAGGUUCUGGAGCAGGAGUACAACUCCCUGAUCUCCAUGGGAACGGAGAGACGACCCGAUGAGGAUGGAACGAAGACGUUCACCCGCUCGCCCUCCUGGAGGAAGAUGUUCAGGGAGAAAGACCUCCGGGGCGUGACCUCCGACUCCGCCGAGACGCUGCCCGCUAACUUCCGUGCCUCAGCCAUUUCCACGCCCUCCGUCACCCUGAGAAAGGUUCAGAGUGACGCAGCUAGCUCUGGUGCCCGGGGUGAAUCUGCCUCAGUGAGGACGUACUCCUGUUGAGUCACUGAGGGCGCUGGCUGGAUUGGGACUAAAGGACACUCUCGCUCAUCCACAAAGAACGAAGCAAUGACUCUACCAAUUAACCUAAACGCAAACCUGGCCGUUCUGCAAUAACAGUAGCAAAGGAAAAUAGGAGGAAAAUGACAUGAAGAAUGUAUAAACUUGUUCUCAGAUUUAGCGGGUUGAAUCGGACCGGCUGUUUUCUCUCUCCGUCUAAGUGUCCGGCGCCGUUUAUCAUCUUACAGUUUCAAACAUCAGAACGUCUGCUCGACACCAGAACCUGAGCUCAUUGUUUAGUUCGGAUCUGGAGGGUGUUAAAGCUGAAAAGCGAUUCUGGGAGACAGACAGAUGUGUCGGAAACGACACCGGCGCUCCUUUAUUUCCGCUGGUGUCCGGUUUCAGCCGGCGCAGCCCCUUUUUGUUGGCCUCCCUGAUCCCCACCAGGAUUGGGUGGUGUGGUAAAACACGGCUGAAUUCAGACCACCAUUUAUGUCCGACCACAUCAGAGAUCCAUUGUCUGUUGGCACCUUGAAGGCGGAUAGUGAUCUCUUUUGAAAGGGGCAUCAAAGGAGAGAACUUGGUGGAGCAAUCUUUGUCACCAGAAGCUUUUAUGAUCCUUAAAUUGAUUUAUGUCGGUUAUUCAGACUAAAAUAGAUCAGUUUUUCACUCUAGUGGCAAAAUCUUAAACUGAAAAAUUAUAUUUAAGUACAUUUAUUGAAAAGAGGCAGCGUUACUGCGGCAGCACUUAUUUACUAUAUCAGAGUAUCAGAGGCAAGCUAAGAAAUUUUUUUAACAAAAAUAAAGUCGUGUGAGUAGAAAGUAGAAAUAAUAUUAGAACAAUGUCAUUAUAUUGUCAGAAUAAAGUCAUAAUAUUACCAGAAUAAAGUUGCAGUAAAGUGAGAUUAAAGUCUUAAUUUUGUGGUAAGUCAUAGUGUAGAAUAAAGUUGUAAAAUGACCAUUAUUAAGUCAUAGUUAUACAAGAAUAACGUCAUAAUAUUUUGAGAAUAAAGUUGUAAUAUUUCAAGAACAGUCAAUAAAUCAGCAUCAGAUUAUUAUCAGUAGCACCUGAUGUAUUUACUACAACUUUAUUCUUGUAAUAUUUUGACUUUUCUCAAAGUAUUACGACUUUAUCCUGAUGUUUCAACAGAUUAGGUAUUUCCUUAUUCGUAAAAACCAAAACCAAAGUAUGAGCUCUGGUGUAAAUAACUUAAAAUGUAUAUUCUGCACCGUUUCAAACCUUCAUUUGAAUCUCAACUUCUUCUAAAAACAUCCCAAGCACUUGAAAGAAAAAGAAAACACACAGGUGUUUUUUGGCAAUAAAAUAAUUCUUUUUGGUGCCUUGAAAAUGAGCCGUUUCAGAAACGUCACACUUCCCCGUUACCUAGCUGAGCUCCAGGAUGAUUAGUCAGCCGGUUUUACCUCUAUUUGUGCUAUACAAUGGCUGCUGGAAUAGACAAGUGUUUUGUUGUUGACUUACCAUUUAGAAAUAACUUCCUGCAUUCUGUUGGUAGCGCAGGAGGCUCCACUUUUGCUUUUCAGAGAGCUACAGGUGUAUAAUUGUGCAUCUGUUUUGCAGCCAUUUUCAUGUGAGAGUGUAAACGUUGAGUUGGGGCUGCAGCCAGCAGCAACUUAUCCAGACUCUCCUUUUUUUCUUUGCUUGUGUUUUGGAACUACUGAUUUAGAUUAAAGCUAUGCUAUACUAUGUUAUGCUAGGCUAGGCAAGGCUAUGCUAGACAGUAGCCUCCAGUUUUACCCAGUAAGAACCAAGACUCCCACCAAAUCACUAUGAAGUUUCCACUGGGAGUUUUUCUAUGAGGACGGAGCCGACAGAGAGACAAAAACAGCCGAUCCAAGAGGAUGGAAAGCAAAAAAAAAAUAAAAAUGUGAACAGAAGUUGGUCAUUCUACUGCACACACAAGCCAUAACAGGAAGGAAAAGCUGUCUGUGGAGGAGAGAGGGCAGCCUGAGGAAGCCCAGAAAACAAAACCUUUAGCCUCUGUGUUUACGAUGCAUGUCCAAUAACGACAACAACCUAAAAAAAAAAACUUUUUUUGGUAGUGAAGAUGAUAUGAGGCGUCAUUAAAAAAUAUAUAUCUGUAUGAUAAACCUACAGGGUGGGUUUGGGGCGGGGCAUCUGGGGGGGCGGGAAACAAAUUUGUAAGAUGUGUGUAUUUUUUUCAGUUGUAUUUUAUUAUUUUUUUUACGAUAACUAUUUAUUUUCUUCAGGUAUGUAUUGGAUAAACGUAUGUACAUGUUCGGUUUCGUUCUUUGCUUCGUUUGGACGAGUUUCAAGAGUAAAUAUGAAAACAUUGAGAAUUGUCAUUCAGAUACGCUAAAUGUGUACAUUUUGAGGAACAAAUUGUGCAACGAUUUAACAGAUUUCCAUGAUUCCAGUGGUAGUAAUAAGAUGAAAAUAUCUGAAAAAUAAAGAAUAAUAUUAAUAAUAAUGACAAUGAUGAUGAUGAAAAUGGUGAUGUAAAAGAAAAAAAUAAAUAAAGCAA
Molecule: messenger RNA, 6896 nt
Organism: Gambusia affinis (western mosquitofish)
Lineage: Eukaryota; Metazoa; Chordata; Actinopteri; Cyprinodontiformes; Poeciliidae
Gene: ppfia3
Product: PTPRF interacting protein alpha 3
Exons: 31
Coding region: 433-4395 (1320 amino acids)
Biological process (GO): synapse organization
Cellular component (GO): presynaptic active zone
Molecular function (GO): protein binding
Source: RefSeq, a predicted model, not a curated record